Alligator mississippiensis (American alligator) is the source of this 2282-nucleotide messenger RNA. RefSeq names its product DnaJ heat shock protein family (Hsp40) member C12 (gene DNAJC12). Gene Ontology annotation, cellular component: cytoplasm. The record is from RefSeq and is a predicted model, not a curated record. The coding region runs from base 159 to 752 and encodes 197 amino acids. NCBI's taxonomy places the organism in Eukaryota, Metazoa, Chordata, Crocodylia, Alligatoridae. The transcript is spliced from 5 exons.
CAGUAUUAAAAAGCGUAGCACUCAGCCUCAGACCUGACUGUCAAUAACACUUUUGCCAGUGUUACCUUUAAGCAAGUGUGUGAGAUCUCUAGCGAAAGUUUCUAUUUUACACUUGUUGAGUCUCAGCUGUUGAAGAAAACACUGCUUGCUUAGUCCAAAUGGAUGCGAUUUUGAACUACAGACUAGAGGACAUGGAAGAUUAUUACAGUUUGCUAGGAUGUAGUGAACUAUCAACGGUUGAACAAAUUCAGGCUGAGUUUAAGACUAAAGCCCUGGAAUGUCACCCUGACAAACAUCCUGGAAACUCUAAAGCUGUGGAGAAUUUUCAGAAGUUGCAGCAGGCAAAGGAGAUUCUGACUAAUGAAGAGAGUCGAGCUCGUUAUGAUUACUGGCGACAAAGCAAAAUUGCCAUUCCAUUCCAGCAGUGGGAAGCUCUGAGUGACUCCAUAAAAACGUCUAUGCACUGGGCUGUUACAAAUAAGAAAGAUCAAAUGCUGGAAGCACCAAAUCUGGCUAAAAGCAACAGCAUAACUAAUGAGAUUUGGGCCCAACAGCCAGAAAACAGUAAGGAGGGAUUUUCAGGUGAUAGAAGGGAGCAAGAAGAUUCUGAGACUUCUGACAUGAAUCCACAAUCACCAAAGAAUCCAGACUCUCCAAGAUUUUCAGAGGCAAAUUACUGGCACUUACGUUUCCGCUGGUCCGGUGAUGCCCCUUCAGACCUUCUGAGGAAGUUCAGAAACUAUGAAAUAUGAAAUGUGUCAAAGAUAUGGAAGAACAUGGAAUCAUCUAUUUGACAGUUCAGUACCAUUUUGUCCAAAUGGUUGUUGGUGUCUUGUGUCCUUUCACUGUUAUCUGAAUGUUACUCUGUUAGAUUUAUGAUACUGAUCUCUUGUCACACUUUGUAAAAGCCUUUUGAUGGAAUCACCUUUUUCAAAUAGGCAUGUGCUGCCCUUUCUAGUAUUAGCAUUAGUAAUGUUUGUGCUGAAACUGGUCUACUGUUAUAGUCUCUUCCCUGUGUUCUUGCAGUACAUAACGGCUGUGUCUGCAUGAACCAUGAUAUGAUGCUACUGCACAGUAGUAACGAGCUACUGCACAGUCAGUGUCACCUGGAAGCCAUGCGGAGACGCUACUGCGUAGUAACACCAACUAUUGCGCAGUCAUUUAGUACUUGGCUACGCAAGUACUAAAUGACUGCAUAGUAACAAGUGCAUAGUCGGCAUCUCAUGUAGACACAGCCAAUGAGUGAAGCAUUUCUAUUCGUAUUAAAUGCACUCAUUAAAAUGUAGCUAUGGAAGAAUGAACACUUAAUGUAGUCUACUUUUAGAUUUUGUGGGACUUAGUAAUGAUCUCCCAAAAUAUUAAAUACAACUAUGUAUAUUUCUAAAGUAGACAUUUUUGGCCUAAUACUCCAUUUUCUGGCACAUUUUGUAUUUAUUUAUAAUGAUAAUGAGGAUAUAAACAUUGAUUACUACUAUUCUCAUAUUUUGGGGAGAGAUCUCUCAAGUUUCCUGUCUAGUAUCCCCUCAAAGGGGACAAAUUUGAGGAGAACAUGCAAAGGUGAGCUUGACCCAUGCACCUGUGAAUCUAAAAUCUUUAUAGAAAACUAACCCCAGAACUGCAGAGGCAGCAAUCUCCAGCCAGCAUGGAACACACACGGCUACUGGUUAAGCAAACCUAAACAGAACUUAUCCUGCUUUUUAGCCUAUAAACCUACCUAUCUGUGGUACAAAACUACAAACAAUGAGAGGCUAUUACUAGACUGCAAUUCACUCUGAGAUCUGCAGUUGUCAGGGAAGGUGGGGUUGGACCCCAUAUUCAGACAAAAUAUGUUCUUAUGGGAAAAAUAGCAUAGAUGACUUCUAUACGACCAAAAACAGUGAUUUGUUGUUUGAAGAAAUAAGAGGAAAAUGGAUCUUUCCAGUAAUGAAAAAUUUAAAAUUCUGAACUAAUGAAGAAAAAACAACUUGGCUUCUCUUUAGUAAUUUGGAGCCUGUCCUAUGCUUAUUAAUUAUAUUUGCAUUAUUUGCAUAAAAAAUGAGCACCAAAAGUAAAUAGAAUUCCCCUGUCUUAUUUUAUGGCUUCAUUUUCAUCUCUUUUUUGUAUCAUCAUAUGCUAUGUUCUGUCUUAAUUUUGUGUAAGCUGGUAAAAUGGAUAAUCUUAUUGCAUGCAUUUAGCAAAAGUAUAAAUUAUAUAAAUGUUGCUAUUAGAGCACAUACAAUUUUUAUUGUUCAUUUUAUUGUAUUGUUUUAGUGAAAGCUGUAAAUAAACCAUUACCAUUACCA